Messenger RNA from Acanthamoeba castellanii str. Neff, 711 nucleotides. RefSeq lists its product as uncharacterized. Bases 1 to 711 code for a protein of 236 amino acids. The record is from RefSeq and is a predicted model, not a curated record. Lineage: Eukaryota; Discosea; Longamoebia; Acanthamoebidae. The transcript has 4 exons.
AUGCGAGUGAAGACGGUGAUAAGGGGCAAGAGGACGGCCGGAACGGUGUACUACUGCACCAACUGCGCGAAUGACCUGGUGGCCGGAGGCGAGAUCGAUAUCUACCCCGCUCACCGCUCACAAACUCCUGCUACAAGGGGCGGGGUCACAGUGUCACUGAACAAGCGGGGUCGAUGGGACUUGCUGAAGAACCUGAAGACCAUCAAGACCCAAAAGAAGGGGUGCCCGCGGGACAAGGUGCCCCAGUACCACGACAUGGCCAAGGGCUCCUGCCAGUGCUCCGGCUACUACCCUGGUCCCAAGCCGCGAGAUAACCGACCGGCCUUCCUCCACAAGAUCCGGCCGAGCGUGGUGGUGCUAAGCCGUGACGAGGUGAUGGAGGUGCUGCCCGAGAGCGACUGGGCGCACCUGGCUGACGCGCGCGGCGUGGUGGCGGAGCAGUGGCUGUGCUUCUUCACCAAGCAGGGACACUGCGCCGAAGGGCACAGCGAAGUCGCCGCCUGGCAGUACUUCAACGGCAUGAGCCAAGAGGACCAGCAGAGCUACGGCCUGCUGCUGGUGAAGCAGGACAACGCGGAGAAGAAGGGCAAGCUCUUCCAGUGUCCGUUCCACUCCACCAUGUCCGCGCGCAACAAGCUACGACCAAAGGCGCGGGGCAAGGACAAGGGCACCACCAAGGAGCGAACGCGAAACAUGGCCGCCUCCUCCUGA